Messenger RNA from Porites lobata, 2716 nucleotides. The record is from the annotation of a GenBank genome assembly. Lineage: Eukaryota; Metazoa; Cnidaria; Anthozoa; Scleractinia; Poritidae.
AUGUACUACUCCGAGAGAUUCGAGGAAGACGAGAUAUGUCAAACCUUUGUAAAGGCUCAUCCAAGAGGACUCUUUCAAGCUAGUCUGUUUGAUUACACAGGCUGGUGAAAAGAGACAAACAACUAUCGUUGUUGCACUGUACUCUUAGUCCUUAAUAAUAGUGUCUCAAAUUUAUACCUCUGAAAUCAAAAUUAAGAAAAUGUACAUAUUCAAACAUAACCCUAACCCUAACCCUAACCAUAACGCUCCUCCCUCCCCCAUUCCUUUGCCCCUGGGUGCCUUCAACUCUCAUACUCACAACCGCCUCUUUGAAAAAAUUCCCGAUCCGCCUCUGCCGUGAUUCCUGAUAGUUUUAUCAUUUUUGGGUUUCAAAUAGAGUUUGUGUACAUAUUUUGAAGCAUAUAAGCGUGGCUAUAAGAUUACAUUUUAAACAUUUUUGCUGCUCAGAGCCUUUUUAUUGACUAAACUACUCCAACGGUUUCACCUUUGAAGCACGUUCCGAUGAGUUACUUGAAAUCUAUUUAAAAUCACUGCAUAACCAAAAAAGGGCAUGCUAUCAGUAUGAUUGAUAACUUUGUACUAUGCUUUCCUUAAGAGUCAUUGAAUACUCCGGCGAACAUUUUAUCGUUUUCCAUACAAUUAAACUUCAGAUUACGUUAAAGAAAUUCCGGUUCUUUACUUUGAACGGACACUUUGGCGACGGCUUAGUUCGUUCUCCGAUUGACAUCAAUCCUAUUUAUUUUUACUUUAAAGAACAUUCGGCAAACUUCUAGAACUUUUAUAAUUAAUUUUUUGUUAAAUCACUGCAUAACCAAAAAGGGGCAUGCUAUCAGUAUGAUUGAUAACUUUGUACUAUGCUUUCCCUAAGAGUCCUUGAAUACUACGGCGAACAUUUUAUCGUUUUCCAUACGACUAAACUUCAGAUUACGUUAAAGAAAUGCUGGUUCUUUACUUUGAACGGACAUUUUGGCGACGGCUUAGUUCGUUCUCUAUUGACAUCAAUCCUAUUUAUUUUUACUUUCAAGAACGUUCGGCAAACUUCUAGAACUUUUAUAAAUAAUUUUUUUUAAGAUCACUGCAUAACCAAAAAAGGGCAUGCAAUCAGUAUGAUUGAUAAGUACUAUGCUUUCUUUAAGAGUCCUUGAAUACUCCGGUGAAAAUUUUAUCGUUUUCCAUACAAUAAAACUUCACAUUACGUUAAAGAAAUGCCGGUUCUUUACUUUGAACAGACACUUUGGCGACGGCUUAGUUCGUUCUCUGUUGACAUCAAUCCUAUUCAUUUUCACUUUAAAGAACGUUCGGCAAACUUCUAGAACUUUUUUAAAAAUAGCCUAUUUAACAGUGAGGCUAUUAAGCACUUCCGUUAUCUACACUUGCGGUUUGUAGUUGGGUACAGAACACUUGUCCUAAAGACCCCCUAUCUUAAUAUAAUCACAGUAGGGAAUAGCUAUUUCUAUUUCGCCUAUUUUAGAACUUUUAGUCUACAAUGAGUUUAAGUUGCUUUUAUUUUGCAGAUUCAACCACAGCCCAGCAGGCGGCAUAUUUGCUAUUAUUUUCCAAACAGACUGGCACGAAGGUUAGAAUGCUUUCAUGAUAAUACGCCCAUUAAAAUAAUCGGCUAACAUGAGGAAAAAACAGACGCUGAAUUUUAGACUUCAUAUACUCCAACAGAAACCAUGAAUGAGCUAAUAAUUUAAGAAAACCUGUUAAGUUAGGUUACUGUUCAGUUAAGCGUUAAUCGCGGACUGACUGAAUUGCAAGAUACUUAUCAGAAUGGAAAACGUUCGAACACUGAAUUGCUUGUCAAGGCAUUUUCUGAUAAUACAGGUACACAAUCUAAAGAAAGUUGUAUCGUCCAAUAGGUUUUACAACACCAGAGCGAUCAGAAAUAAAGUCGGUGCUAAAUUUUUCUCCAAAAAAAUGCUAGUGUUAAAUAUGGAUCAAAGCUAGCGGUAAGGAAUGUUCCUAAUUAACUCAAAUGACCAACGAACAGUCACGAACAAACACUGAAGUAAUUAAGAAUACUUAUUACAGCAAAAUAACCUUAGUAACUCAGAUAUCUGGACUGAAAAAGAAAUUGAAUUGACACAAUCCCCUAAUGGUUGUCAUGGGCUUAAUUAUCUCUCAGUUGCAAAAUCGUGUGUAAUAAUCGGUGAAGUUAAAUAUAUUAAACACAGGCUCUACUGUUUAUUACACUGCUGAUAAUUGUGGUCAAAUUAUAACAAAAUCAGUCCGCAUUUAAAAUAUGAAUGAAAAACGUCAUGUUCUUUAAAUUACCUCACUAAAGGGACACGUAUCUCAGAUGCCGUGUUUCUGCGUCUACAUCAUUCAAGGCGAAAAUCGGCGAAAAUGUUGUCUUACUCUCUCUUUACCUACCUGCGUAUUAAGCAUUGCAAUAUGGGAAGGAGAUUCAAUUAACUAAUUUCCGCACACAAGGGCUUUCUGUUCGUGUUAAAUUAGCUUAAAGGCGAACAACUGAGAAUCGCUAAUAAGGUACUCUAAUCGCAAGCAUGAUCUGAUGUAGUUUUGGAACAUCCUUUCCCAAAACUUUGAGUGUGUGUAGCCGCUGAUCACCGAGUUGAUUUCAGGUUUUUCAGUCCACUUUGCUGGCGCUCUUUCUCCAACAGAAGACCAAAGCUCCAAAAAUGAGGAACGGACUCCACAGUGUGAUCAGAUUGGCUAUAAUUGUUCGUUAGUUUGCUCUCUUAGUUCAUGA